AAGUACCGGUGAGAGGUUUGGUAUCAUACAUACGUUUUCCUCCUUCAGAAAUAGAGAUCUAGAAAGGAGACGCACCCUCGCUCUCAAACAGCCAAGUGUGACUCUGUCAGUGUGGCUGUACUUGCUGAGCUGGUGCAACCAGUCUGUGUGUGGAAUAAUCAGGCAAGUCAAUGAACACAGGAACUAUGGAAGUCCUCUCAUUAUGCUGUCUGACACAGGUGAUAUAGUGGUGCAGGUGCAAUUGGUUGCUGGAGAGGAGCAGGCGUUUACAGCAUACGCAGCUUUACCCCUCCAUACCUGGAUCCGUCUGGACAUCUCCUUUCAGGUGUCAGAGGCAAAACUCACAAUUACAAAGAUCUUACCCGCAGGAAAGACUUUGGAGAUCACUCAUCUUUUUGAUUUUCGUCAGCCAGUUCAAUUCAAUGACACAUCAGGAUAUUUUGUGAUUGGUGGAUGCAGCUACAUGCAGGGGAUUCAUGGCUAUAUUGGACCAAUCAAAUACUAUCGUUUAGGCUCAGAAUAUGUGACAAACCCCCUGUCCCCUGUUAGGACGCUAAAGGAGCUGGACAGACUCCACAGACACUGUGAGGAAAUGAGACGGGUUACUGAAGACUAUCUGCAAGCAUUGAGACAAAACCGAGACAUCUCUAGAGAUGUUUGUGAGUGUUUUUAUGGAGACAUUAAGAGGAAGUUUGAUCGUAGGAAAUGCACACAAACUUGGUCGUGGGACCAGCAAAGAAGAUUCAACCUCACCCUGAGGCUUCUAGAAGAACACCAGGAGCUCAUAACAGGUCUGGGCAACAGCAGCAGACAUUUGCUACGUCUAGGCCGAGUGAUUUACCAGGAUGCGGUAAAGACAAUAGCUAAAGCAGAGGAAUCUGCCGGCAGUCUGGAUCUCCUGUCCACUAUUAUUCAGCAGCUUCAGGUGUCCUCCUGCUGGGGCCACCAGCACUCCUCUCUUCUGCUCGCUACCCUGCACCUGGCCGGCCUGGGUGUCCCGGUGGACCUGGAGCAGGGUCAUGUCUAUAGUUUGAUAGGCGGUGUCUCUGAUGACCGUCUCGCUCUGAUGCAUUUGGGAUACAAGCACAUGCAGGGUCUGGACGGUUUCCCCAAAGACCAGAACACAGCUUACGGGUACUACGCCAACAUCGGCAAACAGACCAGCAUCGACCGCGAUAAAGUGCAAGACUCUUCGCAAACUCUCACAGAACAUGUUCAUUUAAACAAUGACAACGAACUCCACACUCAAGCGGGCGAGCUGGGCGACAUUGUGCAGUAUUUGAAACACCAGGCUGACAGAGGAGAUGUAGAAUCUCAGAAAACUCUGGCCAGGAUGCAUUUUUGGGGCAGUAACGGGGUGGAGAAAGACAUUCCCGCAGCAGUCAUGUGGUACACCAGAAGCGCCCUGCAGAUGGUCGAUCCCACCGCCAUGUACGACUACGCCAUUCUCCUUCUGAAGGGCACAGGAGUGAAGAAGAACCGAACGCUUGGCCUUGAGCUUCUGGAGAAAGCUGCCGACAUGGGUUCUGUAGAAGCUCUGAAUGGCCUCGGAUGGUACUACAGUAGCAUAGUAAAGGAUGGAAGAAAGGCCUUUCGAUACUUUGAGUUGGCGGCUCAGAACGGCAGUUCUGAUGGGCUCUUCAAUGUGGGCGUCUACCAGUUAAAUGGUGACAAUCCUGACAAACCAGACAGGAAUGAGACUGCUGCAUUCCACUACUUCUUGCAUGCAGCUCAGCGGGGUCAUGUGGACGGCGCUGUGCAGUCGGCAUUGUUUCUCUCCACUGGAGCCGUACAAGGAGUGCCAAGAGAUCAAGACAAAGCUGUGCUGCUGUUGAAGCGAGUCAGUGAGAUGAAUGGGCACCUGGGCUUCAUGGUUAAAGACGCUCUUCAAACUUAUCAAAGAGGAUCAUGGCAUGAAGCGUUGGUGAAAUAUGCCAUGCUAGCAGAAACUGGUCUCGGUGUGGCACUGCACAAUGCUGCCCAUCUGUGCGAGGUGUUAGGUCACAGUUCUGCCUGCCAGUGGAGGUACCACAACUACUCCACCUACAAUCACAUCCCUCAGGAAGUUGGUUUGUUGCGGAUGGGGGAUUAUUACAGUGAACUAGCUGAUGUGGUGAAGGCCAUGUACAUGUACAGUACAGCAGCAGUGCAUGGUAGUGCCCAGGGCCUCUUUAAUCUGGCCAUGUUAAUUGAAGAUGGUUAUGACGUUCCUGACAUCAUUCUGGAUCAGAUGGGACUCUCAGCAGCACACAGUGUGAGCCGGAGCGCUGUGGUGGCAAAUCUAUUAUCCAGGUGCAGGGUGUUUGAGGAGGGGGACGUGACUCCAUGCUCAUUAGUCCUGUGGAGGAUGGAGUUGAUGCGAGCGUGGAGAGACUUCACACACAGCUCUGUUCAGCUGCCGCUGGCCGGUGGGAUUUUCGCCUCACUCGCGGUUUUUGUAUUUGCUGUGCUGUUACGAACUCUUCUGGCAUGUUACUCUGCACUGUACCUGUCAGCCAGCCAAUCAUCAGAGAGACACGGUGAACUUGGCGGGCAAGAAAUCAGCGACAGUCCAAUGGAAACCAGAACAGAGAAUCAACAGCCUACAGUUUCACACUAUCCUCUUUCAAUGCAGGAAACAUCUGAUUUAGUCAUGACAGUGACUGGAGUGCGUGUGUGUCUCAUCUUUAUGAUGUUCAUUUCCCAUCUGCUUUGAAAAGAACAUAAGACUGUGCUUCAAGAAGUUACACAUCAACGGUCACUAUCAAUCGACUCUCUUCAACUCAGGUUACUGCAACUGAACCAGUAUAAAUUGCUUUGGAUAAAAGCAUGAACAAAAUGGCUAGUCAGUUUUGCAGUAACCUGUGUUGUUCAUCUACUUUCUUUAGGUGAAAUAAUGUUUGAACACUUGAAUGUUUGCAGUGCAAAUAAAUGCCACAUGA
Messenger RNA from Sinocyclocheilus anshuiensis, 2921 nucleotides. Its product is annotated as protein sel-1 homolog 3-like. The coding region runs from base 203 to 2695 and encodes 830 amino acids. Gene Ontology annotation, molecular function: protein binding. The record is from RefSeq and is a predicted model, not a curated record. The transcript has 21 exons. Lineage: Eukaryota; Metazoa; Chordata; Actinopteri; Cypriniformes; Cyprinidae.